GUAGACGAACAGAAAUGAUAAAAUUACAAUUUACAAUAGAUAAUAUUUUUCUAAAAUACCCCCAAUCAUGGCACUUCCAAAAUUGAUCAUAUUUGAUUUAGACUGUACCAUGUGGCCUUUCCAUGUCGAAUGUGAAUGUCCCCCAUUUAGAAAAGAAAGCGAUGGUAAAGUUUAUGAUAGUUAUGGUUCGCAGAUGAAGUACUAUCCAGAGGUUCCAUCCAUAUUGGAAGAUCUUGAGGCCCAGGGGAUAGAUAUGGGAGUGGCGUCAAGAACUGAGGAGCCAAGAGGAGCAAACCAACUUCUUCAAUGUUUUGGAUGGGAGAAGUACUUUAAGUACAAAGAAAUCUAUCCUGGCAAUAAAAAGACUCAUUUUAAGAGAUUUUCUGAGGCCAGUGGGCUUCCUUAUAAAGACAUGUUAUUCUUCGACGAUGAAAUGAGGAAUAUACGAGACAUCAAUGGAAUAGGGGCGACUGCCUUUUAUGUUCAUGGUGGGAUGACGCACGCAGAACUCAAGGCAGGUUUAAAACAAUUCGAAAACAAUCAAAAACACAGAUCUUAGUGACUAUUCAGGAUAGGACAAGUUUUAGGAACCCAGUGAUCAAGGCUUUAGGAAGCUAUUCAGGAUCGGACAGUUUUAGGAGUGAUCAAGGCUUUAGGAAGCUAUUCAGGAUAGGACAGUUUUAGGAACCCAGUGAUCAAGGCAUUGGGAGCUUUUUUGGAUAUUAACUGUUUAUUGAUGAUAUCAGAGAGGCGGUAUUCUGGAAACCGCUACAUGUGCGUGGGUUUGACAUUUUUAUGUAAUUUUUCUGGUACCGGUAAUCAUAAUUGAAAUGAUAGUCACCAAACAACUUGGUGUUACAUACAGUCAAUUAGGGAAACAGGAAACUAAUUUUAUAUUAGUUUUUGAUAAGGGCCAACGCAUUUUUAUGGAGAAAAAUUUGUCAGAAGUAUUUGAUGACAACUCCACUGCAGGAAAUAAUAAUAAUUUCAAGACUCUUCUCGUAUAUAUCCUUUAUUACUUUGUAUCUACAGAACUUUGUUUACAAAUAGCACCAUCACAGAAAGUAAAAACUAGUUUUUAUCAAUUCCUGCCUUCUUAGGAAGGUUGAUGUGACUUAUUCCAGAUUAACUUUAGAGAGUCAAAAGUCACUGUAGACUUAUCGAAAUGGUUUGCUUUCCAAAAAAUUAAUGCUCGUCUCCUGUGAGGUCAUCUGCGUAAUGAAUCAGAGCUUCAUUUCUCUGGCAAUCCAGUUUGCCCAAUGUUUGAUGGCAAUACCUUCAUUCCUCACUUUUUCAAACAUCUCCUACAAAAAUUAAUGCAAUAGAAUUACCAAAUACAUAAAAGUAAAUUUUUAAAAAGUUUAAUUAAUUAAGCCGUUUCAAGGAUUGUUAUAGCAUUGAAUGACCUGUCCAUAUAGAUUUUGUUGGCGCAGUGAAGAACGUCAGCUUCUUGUUGGAGUGAUCCCGGGUUGAACUCCCAACUGACACAAUACUUGAAUCCCCUGAUGGUUGAGCCCAGAACUGACACAAUACUUGAAUCCCCUGAUGGUUGAGCCCAGAAAGACCUAGACUUCUGCAAUUCUUCACACUGACUGUAAAAAUUGAUGAUGAAAAUCGAUACCUAAAUUGGUGCAAAACUAUAACUCAGUGGGUAGGAUACUUUAUGAUGCUUUUUCCCCAUUUUUUGGUCAUCCAAUAUUAUCAAAGACCAGACAUACCUGAGGGUGAAUAUUGUUGAGGGAGAAUUUCUUGUGGUGUGACAUGCUGAUACUCAAUUUAGCACCCACAAACAAUGCCAAGAAAUAUUGCUGGAAUUGGAAAAACUUAAAAAUCAAAAGUUAUCAAACAAAUAUUAAAGAAAGAAUUAAUCUGUAGUGCAUGAAAUAAAUGUCUGUUGAUUUUUAGUUCUUUGAAAGCCAUGCCUUUAAAGUUAAGAAAUACAACUGUUGGUUCUCCCAAUCCAGCAGUGAACCAUUUGGCAAUGAGGCUUCUUGAUGGUAAGGUUGAAUUUGAACACAACAAGGUAUCGGUUUUGAUAUUCAAUUUUUAUGGUCUGUGCUGUAUAAUCUUACCUCCUCUGCAUAAAAAAACCUUUUUUCAGCAGACUUUAAUUGUUCACCAAGUGUUUUUAUUUUCUCCCUCUUUUGUUUUGAAUCGUAACUAAACCUGAAAAAUAACAAAAAAGUGUAUGUCA
This is a messenger RNA of Lineus longissimus, 2194 nucleotides long. Its product is annotated as magnesium-dependent phosphatase 1-like. The transcript is spliced from 6 exons. NCBI's taxonomy places the organism in Eukaryota, Metazoa, Nemertea, Pilidiophora, Heteronemertea, Lineidae. Gene Ontology annotation, molecular function: acid phosphatase activity. The record is from RefSeq and is a predicted model, not a curated record. The coding region runs from base 68 to 559 and encodes 163 amino acids.